Prinia subflava (tawny-flanked prinia) is the source of this 2931-nucleotide messenger RNA. RefSeq names its product FIC domain protein adenylyltransferase (gene FICD). The record is from RefSeq and is a predicted model, not a curated record. Gene Ontology annotation, molecular function: protein binding. The transcript is spliced from 3 exons. Bases 143 to 1504 code for a protein of 453 amino acids. NCBI's taxonomy places the organism in Eukaryota, Metazoa, Chordata, Aves, Passeriformes, Cisticolidae.
GGGCCCGGGGGCGGGGCUGCGGGAGCCGGCAGCGGGCGGCUCCGGGAGGCGGCAAAGGACACGGAGCUCCGGCCAAAGCUGCGUGUCCCCAGGUGGGAGCAGCAGCAAGGGAGAUGCUCCAGGUGCCCGUGCUGGAAGCAGGAUGAACCUCGUGGCGAUGGCGACCGAUGCCGAGCUCCAGUGGGUGUCCCUGUGGCUGCGUGUGCGGUGGGCGGCCGUGCUGGUGCUGCUGCUGAGCUCCCUGGUGAUGCUGCUGCUGCCGCUGGCUGCCGUGGACAACCAGUGCCACGCCGUGCUCAAGGGGCUGUCCUUCCUGAGGAGUAAACUGGGCUCCUCCUCGGGAAUCGCCAGGUUCACGGGACAGAGCACGGAGCUGAGUGUCACCUCCAAGGGGCUGGAGCUGCUGGUGCUGAAGGGAAAAGCCUCCCCAGAGGUGAAGCUGGAAGCCAGGGCAGCUCUCAAUCAAGCCCUGGAGAUGAAGCGCCAAGGGAAGCGGGAGAAGGCCCACAAGCUCUUCCUGUACGCCCUCAAAAUGGACCCGGAUUACGUGGACGCCCUGAACGAGUUUGGGAUCUUUUCCGAGGAGGAAAAAGACAUCCUGCAGGCCGACUACCUGUACUCCAAAGCCCUGACCAUCUCCCCCCACAACGAGAAGGCUCUGAGCAACCGUGGCCGGACGCUGCCUUUGGUGGAGGAGAUCGACCAGAGGUACUUCAGCAUCAUCGACAGCAAGGUCAAAAAAGUGAUGGCCAUUCCCAAAGGGAAUUCCGCCCUGCGCCGGGUGAUGGAGGAAUCCUACUACCACCACAUCUACCACACGGUGGCCAUCGAGGGGAACACGCUGACGCUGUCGGAGAUCCGGCACAUCAUCGAGACCAGGUACGCCGUCCCCGGGAAGAGCCUGGCGGAGCAGAACGAGGUGAUCGGCAUGCACGCGGCCCUCAAGUUCGUCAACACCACGCUGGUGUCGCGCAUCGGCUCCGUCACCAGCAGGGACAUCCUGGACAUCCACCGGCGCGUGCUGGGCUACGCCGACCCCGUGGAGGCCGGGCGGUUCCGCGCCACGCAGGUCUUCGUGGGCCACCACAUCCCGCCCCACCCGCAGGACGUGGAGAAGCAGAUGGAGGAGUUCGUGCAGUGGAUGAACUCGGAGGACGCCAUGGGGCUGCACCCCGUGGAGUUCGCGGCGUUGGCGCACUACAAGCUGGUUUACAUCCACCCCUUCGUGGACGGCAACGGGCGCACGUCGCGGCUGCUGAUGAACCUGAUCCUGAUGCAGGCGGGUUACCCGCCCAUCACCAUCCGCAAGGAGCAGCGUGCUGAGUAUUACCACGUGCUGGAGGUGGCCAACGAGGGCGACGUGCGCCCCUUCAUCCGCUUCAUCGCCAAGUGCGCCGAGACCACGCUGGACAUGCUGCUCAUCGCCACCACCGAGUACUCCGUGGGGCUGCCCGAGGCAGGGGGCACUGCUGGCUGCAAGCAAACCAUCCCCGUCAAGACCUGAGGGGGUUUUUUGGGCAAUUCGGGAGCUGGUGAAGCUGUGGGAGAGCAGAACUCCACGGUGCUCAGUGUUACUGCUUGGGAAGUGACUGGACAGGAGGUGUCACUUGAGCGUUUGGUUUAUUUAAAGUGUCUUACGUUUGAUUAAAUUAAUGUAAUUUAUUUAUAUACGUGAUGCCAAACGGAACUGGGGAUGGUGGAUGUGUACUGGAAGGAGGUGGGGAGAGAUGUCAGAGGGCUCAGAAAGGUGAACUAAAAUUGAAUUUCUCCUUCAAAUUAAGCUUUGAGGAGCUGCUUCAAUCACAACUCUUCACCCACGCAGUCAACUCUACUGUGUGACCUCAGCAAAGUCUAAACUGAGUUGGGUUUGUGCUGCCUCUUCCCUGUGGCUCCAAAACACAUCCCUGAAGGAACAGCACUGUCCCAGCUGUGUGCAUCAGACACUCUGGUGUCAGUCACACAGGUACUGAGCAGGCAGGGGGCUCAACUCCAGCCCUAAAGCAUCUCUCCCCUCCCAUUUCUGUAUCUGUGGCACUUUGCAUGUUUACUUCCAGCUGCCUUUCCUGGGGUCAGUUCUGUACAAGUGGGAAGCGUCUGGUUUGGAAUUACAGGUCACAGGAGUGGAACAGGAGGAGAAAAGCUCUGACUUACUUGGGGGAGAAGGACUCAGGAAAGAGCUCAGCCAACAGGAGCCCUGGGAAAGCACAGCUGUCCUUAGACAUUUCAGUGGAGGGGUUGGAAGGAGGCUUGUCUGCAGAACUGUGGGCAGAAAAGGUCAUCAGGCAGAGCCAGGAGACACCAGCUGUGCCAAAUUGGGAAGAAUGUGCACAGGAAGUUUGCCAAAAACUUCAUUUUCUUUAGUCUAGGUAAGGGAACGUUCACAAUUAAUCACUGGUCAUGUCAUUGCUCUGAUAAAUGUGUCAAGAAUCACCUGAGGCCUCUGUGUGCUGCAGGGGCAGUGCAGUGCCUGGAGCUGCUGAGCAGUUCAAAGAAUCCCUUUUUCCUUGGUUUUUAAGGUAAAAGUACCCACAGAUCUCCCUACCCCAAACCUGGCGGGUGUGUAACAGCACCAUUGAUCCCACCACCUCCAAGCUCACAAAACUCCAUUUAAAAUCCCAGUUUAGGGCAUUUAACCCCUUGACAAAAGCUGCCAGGCUGUCCCAAGCUUAGUUUUCUUCCCUUUUAACUCUCUCUUACCUGACAGGGAGUUCAGGACAUGUUUUAGAGAAGCAGAAACCAGGAUGAGACUGGGAGUUCCCUGAGCACUGCUGCCAGGGAAAGCAGACAACACAGGAGGAAAGGUGUCCUGUCCUUACAAAGCAUGUUAUUUUUGUAGUGCAACCUGAGUAUAAAUAAUGCACUUUAGAGCCCUGUGGGGAGGGGAAAAAAUGUUAUUUUAGUAACAGAUUAAUAAACUAUUUUAAUAUGAAA